Molecule: messenger RNA, 3270 nt
Organism: Ostrea edulis (European flat oyster)
Lineage: Eukaryota; Metazoa; Mollusca; Bivalvia; Ostreida; Ostreidae
Exons: 1
Coding region: 1-3270 (1089 amino acids)
Molecular function (GO): zinc ion binding; nucleic acid binding
Source: RefSeq, a predicted model, not a curated record
AUGAACUAUCUUCAACAGAUGACUUGCGGAGAAGCAAAUCGUGUUGUGUCCGGCUUCAGUCAUAUGAAUGGUGAGAGAGCUUACAAGGCAGCAAUGAGGCAACUCGAGGAAAGGUACGGUGAUAAUGAAGUUAUCGUGACAGCCUUUGUAAAGAAAGUGCUAGAUUGGCCACAAGUGAAGGACUCGAAAAUGUUGGAUGAAUUUUCUCUAUUCUUGGUGGAAUGUGAAAAUGCAGCAGAGAGUAUGGACAGUAUCAAAAUUCUAGACUAUCAAGAAAACAUAAAAAAAUUAAUGAUGAAAUUACCAAUAUACAUGCACGAUAGAUGGAGAAGUGUCGUCUUGAAAACAAAAGAUAAAAAGAAAAGUGUGGUAUUUUCAGACUUUGUGACCUUUGUUAAGAAUGAAGCUAAGAAGUCAAACGAUCCAACUUAUGGAAACAUGUCAGUGAUUGGAAUUCGACAAAGCAGUAACAAACCGCAGAAAAGGACUGUAGCAGCAACUGAUGUUGUGAAGGACAUAUCUAGACUACCAGAAUCGAGUGUGAAAUGUGUAUAUUGUGGAAACACUUCUUAUAUACUCAGUGAAUGUAAAAACUUCAUUGGAAUUAGUUUGUCAGAAAGAUAUGACUUUCUUCGAGGCAAUGGACUAUGUUUUGGUUGUUUGAAGAAGGGUCAUGUCACUAAGAAAUGUCGAUCAAGACUUUCCUGUUCUGUCUGCGGAAGAAAACACCCUACUUUACUGCAUGAUGAAACAAGGAUUCACACCACUCAAAGAACAGGGGAGACAGUAUCACCAGUGAGUGACCAGCACAAAACAUCGUGUUCUACUGUACCUCUACACACGGAUACAGGGGCCGGAAUAGAAGAUUGGGAUGACGUUUCCUGUGCAAUGGCAAUAAUUCCAGUUCGUGUGAAAAGGAAGGAUAGUCCACACAGUGUAGUGACUUUUGCAUUUUUCGAUUCUGGGAGUAGUGUUUCUUUCUGCACAAAAAAUAUAAUGGACCAUCUUGGAGUAAGCGGAAAGCAAUGUCAUCUGACUUUAAAUACCAUGGGUACCCCAUACGAAAUGACUGCUUAUGCUUUGAGUGACUUGCAAUUGUGUGACCUUUCUAUGACACAAUUUGUGAACUUACCUAGAGUGUACACCAAAGAUAAGAUGCCAGUAAGUAACGAUCAUAUACCUACUCAUGACGAAAUUCAAAAAUGGCACCAUUUAUCACAGGUGAAAGUACCAAAAGUAGAUGCAGAGAUAGGACUGAUGAUUGGUAAUAAUGUUCCUGAUGCAUAUACACCACUAGAAGUCCUAACAGGUCCAAGUGGAUCUCCACAUGCAACCAGAACCAAGCUUGGGUGGAUAGUAUGGAACUUGUUGAGAAACAGAGAGACUCAUGAAGUGAACCGAGUAAGCAUUGAGAGUUGUGUUGAUAGUGAUCAGAAGUUAGAAGAGCUAGUGAAGAAAUCUAUGGACAUGGAUUUUCCAGAAAGAACGAUAGACAACAGAAGAGAAAAUUCUUUUGAAGAUGAAGAUUUCUUAACUCAAAUGAAACAAUCGAUUUGUUUACAAGAUUGUCACUACAAUGUAGCUCUACCUUUCCGAAAAACUUCCAUUACGAUGCCAAACAAUUCUUCACAAGCUUAUCAAAGGCUGAAAGGGCUUAAGAAAAGGCUGGAAAGAGAUAAGAAGUUUAAAGAUCACUAUGUAGAUUUCAUGAGCAAGCUGUUUGAAAAGAAUUCUGCUGAAACAGUUCCAGAAGACAAACUUGACAGAAGCGAUGGACGAGUAUGGUACAUUCCGCAUCAUCGUGUGUAUCAUAAUAAGAAACCCGAGAAGAUACGUGUAGUCUAUGACUGUUCAGCAACAUUUAUGGGUUCAUGUUUGAACAAGGAACUCCUUCAAGGGCCAGAUCUGACCAACAAUUUAUUGGGAGUACUUCUUCGAUUCCGUCAGGAGAACAUUGCCGUCCAGGGAGACAUUGAAACUAUGUUCUAUCAAGUGUUUGUCCCAGAGAAUGAUCGAGACUUUCUCUGGUGGGAAAAUGGAAAUCUAGACUCUAGCCCAAAAAUAUUCCGAAUGAAGGUGCAUAUCUUUGGUGCUACUUCUUCACCUAGUUGCUGUAACUACACUUUGAAACAUUUGGUAGCGGAAAAUAUGCAGAAAUACAAACCUUCCGUAGUAGAAGCAAUAAAACCAAGCAUGUACGUAGAUGACUGUCUGGCAUCACUGAGUACAGAAGAAGCAAAGUCAUAUGCUAGAGACACAUAUUCCCUCUAUCAGAAUGGAGGCUUUCAUUUGACUAAAUGGAUCAGCAAUAGUGUAUCUGUAUUAGAGUCAAUUCCUGAAGAAGAUCCUGCAAAAAAUGUGAAGGAGUGGAUCAUAGAAGAAAAUUGUUCAGCAGAAAGCGCCUUAGGAGUCUAUUGGUUUAUUGAGAGCGAUCAGCUGGGAUUUCAGAUAUCUGUCAAAGAGCAACCAGCUACACGAAGAGGAAUUCUUUCCAUCAUAAGCUCCCUGUGUGAUCCUCUGGGAUUGGCAUCUCCUUUUGUUAUGAGUGCCAAGAUCUUGUUACAAACAUUAUGUAGGCUUGGGAUACACUGGGAUAAGGAGAUCUGUGAAGAACAUAUGAAGUGUUGGAGUAAAUGGAUAUUACAGGCACAACAGUUGGAGGCAUUAAAAAUAGAACGCUGUUACAAACCCAAGGACUUCGGGAGGAUUAUUACUUGUCAGUUGCACUGCUUCUCUGACGCAAGUGACGUAGGAAUGGGAGACGUUAUCUACUUACGUUUUGUAAAUGAACAGGGAAGAAUCCAUUGUGCUUUUGUGAUUGGAAAAAGUCGGUUAGCUCCUCUGAAGACUAUUACAAUUCCAAGGAAGGAAUUAACAGCAGCAGUAAUAAUGGUGAAGUUAGCAAUGGUCAUUUCUGAGAAUCUGGACUUUGCUAUAGAUCAUGUCUUCUACUGGACUGAUAGAAUGACUGUGCUGAAAUACAUAGCCAACACAAGUGCGCAAUUUCAUACCUUUGUCGCCAAUCGUCUAACAGUAAUCCGUGAAGCUACAAAAUUGAAUCAGUGGUACUAUGACGGUUCUAAAGAAAAUCCUGCGGAUUGUGCUUCUCGAGGAAUAGGAAGAAUCGACAAGUUCUUGAGUCACACCCUGUGGUUUAAUAGUCCGGAAUUUUUAUGGAGGGAUCAACAUGAAUGGCCAAAACAAGAUCUGCAUGAUGUCAAGGAACAGAAACUCACAAAUGACCCAGAAGUGAAAGUAGAAGUUACUUAG